GUCGGCCUGGUUCACAGGGCGGCGUCCCUCGCGUUCCGCUCCCGGUCUCGCUCUGUUUCUUGGAAUUAUUCUCGCGGGUAGGAUCCAGCUAGGCACAGACGACUCCCAUCCCAUCGAUGGCUCAUGCGCAUGCUUUCCACUCCUGCCGCCGGUUCGCCGGAGGCUCGCGGACGUUGCGCGCGUCGCACCUUGCGCCUCAAUUGCGCCUGCGCUUACUCCUCCGCCCCUAUGUUUUCCUUCCGCGCUCUAGAUUGCGCAUGCCUCACGCAGCCCAGACCUUGCCAGAUGUUUUACACGGUACCGGUGCGCAUCAAGAUACCACCCAUCGUUCACCGCCGCACCCGGCAGACGGACAUCACCGCGUCAUCUCGUCCCGCUAGCGUGGCAAUCCCUUUACCGCAAACAAUCACGGCUGCACCUCUGUUUCUCGUCCUACAAUGCAUACCAUACACCCCGCUCGGCUUGCUUGGGCUCCACAUGCUAGCUGACGCAUCCCGAGGUCCUCCAUUGCCAACCCUGCCUCGGUUCACAUGCCUCGAUUGCAGACCAAUUGAACCCGGCGUCCGACGAGUCGCCACACUACCGCGAACCCUUUCGAAGCAUGCUCGGACUGACAUCAAGCUGACACUUAACAGUACACGAGGCCUUGCGCGCAUUCUUUUGUCGCCCGCUCAUGCACUCAGUUCCCAUUUAUUACUGCACAGCCUGUCCUACUCGGCCUCCCGCCCGAGCGCCUGGCUCAUUGGAGACAACGCAUGCAGCGAUGCCCUGUGCGCCUCGAGGCGGGACAUGGCAUUCGCCAGUGCCACUGCCGUCGAGCAGUUCGCCUUGCCUUCGCCACUUGCUCGCCGUUCUCCUCGCCUCUCCCGGCGGUGUCCUCGAUUCCCAUCAAAUUGGCACGUUGGCGUCGGCGUUCCGAUUCAGGUACGAGGGGGGCCAAUGAGAAGACAACCAUUUCCGGCAGGCCGACGUCCGGCCCCGAACGCUGCGGCCAAACUGCGGCACUUAUGCCUUCCGUAUAUGUGCGGGAUUCAAUCGAGAGUCCGCGGCUUCGUCAGCGGCUUGCCCAACGCUGCCGUCGUCGAUCUCAUCCACUUGUUCGAUUCGCGGGCUCGCUCGAGGCUGACCUGUCCACCCGCAGGAACAUGGGCGGCGCAGCACUCCUCUUGCUCCUCCGCACCCCUGAUUGUAACUGCAUCCUACAGCACGGAACUCGGGCUCGGACUCAGUGCAAUGACGCCGCACCUGGGAUGCUGCCCUAGCUUCUGAUUUCUCUCUGUCACAUCACAUCUCUCCCAUCCACAGCAUCCACCAUCGUGUGCUUGUUUGUGCGACUCUGGGAGCUCGGAAGCUGGCGUUCCUCUCAAGGUCUGGCCCUGGCCGGUUGUCCCUUGGUCCGCUGUGUCGUG
Molecule: messenger RNA, 1409 nt
Organism: Rhodofomes roseus
Lineage: Eukaryota; Fungi; Basidiomycota; Agaricomycetes; Polyporales; Fomitopsidaceae
Exons: 4
Coding region: 124-1269 (381 amino acids)
Source: RefSeq, a predicted model, not a curated record